Messenger RNA from Thyridium curvatum, 846 nucleotides. RefSeq lists its product as uncharacterized. The record is from RefSeq and is a predicted model, not a curated record. The transcript is spliced from 3 exons. Gene Ontology annotation, biological process: chromosome segregation. Gene Ontology annotation, cellular component: MIS12/MIND type complex. Lineage: Eukaryota; Fungi; Ascomycota; Sordariomycetes; Thyridiales; Thyridiaceae. The coding region runs from base 1 to 846 and encodes 281 amino acids.
AUGGCGACCGCCAACCCAGACCCGCCUCAAGAGGCGCCAUCCACAACCACAGCCCAAGACAACAACCCCUCCUCCGCGACGAGCAUACCAGCAGCAGCCGCCGACCCAGACAGGAUGGACGAGGACACCCCCGAGGUGCCGCCGCAGCAAAGUCAGGCCCGGGAGCGAGAAGAAGAAGAGGAAGGGGGAGAAGGGGCGGCGUCGCCGCCCCUGCCGACGCGCCACACGGCCGUGACGCCGGGCCCCCGCGCCGCCCGCCUCCAGGAGCUCUACGCCUCGACGCUGUCGCGCACCCUCGCGCGCGUGAGCUGGGACAACUUUGCGGCGUGCUACCCGACGGCGGCGGCCCACGCGCCGCAGGCGCUGGGCCGGGUGCAGAGGCAGGUCGUCGAGGGGCUGGCCGAGAGGUGUAAUAGGGAGUUUGAAGCCAUCAUGACGAACCGCAAUGUCGUCCCCAAGCUCAACGAGCUCGAGUCGCUCAUCAGCGACGCCUCGAGGCGGCGCGACGAGAAGGGCGCGCUGGCCGAGGCGCCUGUGCCCCCGCACCUCCUCCCCGCAGACCAGAUCCUGGCGGCGCACAUGGCCCCGCACCUGGCCUCGCAGCAGUCGCAGCUCAACGCCCGGCUGCAGAACGUGCAGGCCGACAACGCCCGCCUGUUCGACGAGGUGGCGGCGCAGCGGGCCGAGAUCCUGUCGCUGCUGGCGGCGCUCGAGGGCGCGCUGCGCGACGUCGACGGCGCGUCGGACCUGCUGGGCGGGGUCGUCGGGGACCUGGCCCGGGAGACGAGGGAGGUCGAGCUCGAGAUCAUGGCGGCGGCGCCGUCGUCGUCGUCGGCGGGCUCGUGA